AUGGGAGGACGCGGGCGUAUUUCACCGAAGUCGACGAUUAUUUGGCAGUCCACGGCGACGGCUCCCACGACAGCUUCUUCUCGAUUGAAUCUAAAUCCAUCAGUUUGCCUGUGGUGUCGGACGAGAUCACACUAUUCCAAAUCAGCUUCACCAGCUGUCCAGGUGCAAUCGAGACGUCUCUUCUCAAGCUCCUCCCCUCAGACAUCAUGGGCUGCCGCCGUCCAGAAGAUUCAAAGCACCGUCGCCGAGGUCCUCCCCUCUACUACCAUUUCCUCCUCCCGACAAUCCACUGGUAAUAUCACCAUUGAUCCUCUCAAGAUUGUCGCGAAAGAGUUAAAAUUCCUCAACAAGAACAUCCGCCAGCUGCUUGGCUCGGGGCACCCGAUACUAGACACGGUUGCAAAAUACUAUACGCAGAGCGAAGGGAAGCAUGUGAGGCCGCUGCUCGUGCUGCUGAUGUCGAGGGCGACUGCAUUUGCUGCGAAACAGCCGCGACCCAGAUACGAUGUGCAGCAUACUCUGAGCAGAAGUGCCAUUGACACGCCGAUCUCAAGCCCGUCAGUGCUUCUAGACAAGAACCCAGACAAGGACCUGAUGAAUUAUUCCUCCGCCGUGUCGCCGUUGACGGACGCCUCGAACGAAACCAAAUACGCCUUCCCCAAUGAUACCGCAAUCCUCCCUUCCCAGCGACGACUGGCGGAGAUCACGGAACUUAUCCAUACCGCUUCCCUCCUCCACGAUGAUGUGAUAGACCACUCGACCACUCGCCGCUCCGCACCUUCCGCGAACACGACAUUCGGGAACAAGAUGGCCGUGCUGGCAGGCGACUUUAUGCUCGGGCGUGCCUCCGUUGCACUCGCACGGUUACGAGAUCCCGAGGUCACAGAGCUGCUUGCAACAGUGAUUGCGAAUUUGGUGGAAGGCGAAUUCAUGCAACUGAAGAACACUGCGAGCGAUGAGAAGAACCCCAGCUGGAGCGAGCAGACUAUUUCAUAUUAUUUACAAAAGACAUACCUGAAAUCUGCAAGUCUGAUCAGUAAAAGCUGUCGUGCGGCCGCGUUACUCGGACAGUGCGCCCCUAAUGUGGUCGAGGCUGCAUACCAAUAUGGGAAAAACCUGGGGCUGGCGUUUCAGCUCGUGGACGACAUGCUGGACUAUACGAUAUCUGGGACUGAAUUGGGAAAGCCCGCCGGUGCGGACUUGGAGCUGGGGUUGGCGACGGCGCCCUUGUUAUUCGCAUGGAGGAAUAGGCCAGAGUUGGGGUUGUUGGUGGGUAGGAAGUUUUCCAAGGAGGGUGAUGUUCAGAAGGCAAGGGAUAUCGUAUCACAGAGCGACGGUCUCGAGCAGACCCGUGCGUUGGCCCAGGAAUAUGCCGACAAAGCUGUUUCCUCAAUCAGUGCGUUUCCACCUGGCGAAGCCAAGGAUGGGCUAGAAGAGAUGUGUAUGAAGGUUAUGAAGCGUCGGAAGAUGCUUGCGAGUCCUAUGGAGAACCAGGCAUAUGAGAAAAGAGAAGUUGUUGAUAUGGUCAUCGAACGAGGAGUCGAUCUCGCAUACGUCUUGAAUGGGUCGCUAUUCUAUGAACAUACGAUCUCCUGA
Messenger RNA from Fonsecaea erecta, 1596 nucleotides. RefSeq lists its product as hypothetical. The transcript has 3 exons. NCBI's taxonomy places the organism in Eukaryota, Fungi, Ascomycota, Eurotiomycetes, Chaetothyriales, Herpotrichiellaceae. Bases 1 to 1596 code for a protein of 531 amino acids. Gene Ontology annotation, biological process: ubiquinone biosynthetic process; isoprenoid biosynthetic process. Gene Ontology annotation, molecular function: prenyltransferase activity. Gene Ontology annotation, cellular component: transferase complex. The record is from RefSeq and is a predicted model, not a curated record.